Messenger RNA from Macroventuria anomochaeta, 1581 nucleotides. RefSeq names its product general substrate transporter. Gene Ontology annotation, molecular function: carbohydrate:proton symporter activity. Gene Ontology annotation, cellular component: membrane. The transcript is spliced from 8 exons. The record is from RefSeq and is a predicted model, not a curated record. The coding region runs from base 1 to 1581 and encodes 526 amino acids. Gene Ontology annotation, biological process: carbohydrate transport; transmembrane transport. NCBI's taxonomy places the organism in Eukaryota, Fungi, Ascomycota, Dothideomycetes, Pleosporales, Didymellaceae.
AUGCCACGCAAGUACCUUGGAGGGUCAGGCGAAAGGCUUACGGUCUGGAUAUCGAUUGCAGCCUCGACUGUCUUGAUUUUCUAUGGAUAUGAUCAGGGCGUCUUCGGCAAUGUAAUCAUCUCAGAAAACUUUCUCCAUACGUUCGGCUACCCGUCCGCGAACAUGCAGGGGGUAAUGACUUCGAUUUACAACAUUGGCUGCUUUAUUGGUGCCAUGAGCACAAUAUGGACUGGCGAUAUGCUGGGCCGACCUCGUCAGAUCAUACUUGGCUCCACCGUCAUCGGCAUCGGCGCCGUCAUACAGACGUGCAGUUGGUCUGUCGCAAGUAUGAUGGUCGGACGAAUCGUAGCGGGGAUAGGAACUGGCAUGAACACUGCUACAGCUGGUGUCUGGCAAGCGGAGACAAGUAAGAUGAACAGUAGAGGAAAGCUGGUCAUCAUUCAGAUGGCCAACUGUAUCACGGGCUUCAGCAUCUCGAACUGGCUUACCCUUGGAUUCUCGUUUGCGCCACGAGACGUAGCAUGGAGAUUCCCACUCGCGUUUCAGUUGUUCUUCACCUUCUGCAUUUAUGCCAUGUGCCCGUUCUUGCCGGACUCGCCUCGACUCCUCAUCCGCAAAGGCAAGCACGAAGAAGCCCUAGAAGUCAUCGCUGCUCUAGAAGGUCACGACGCAACUCCUGAGUCUCCGACGGUUAUCACGCAGUACAACAUCAUCAAGGACAUCCUUGACCGUGAGCAUAUGAACACAUACACUUGGUGGCAAUUGCUCAGUGGCAAGGGCCCAAGUGGAGUUCUAAGACGUAUGAUCCUCGGCGCAUGGAUGCAGGCCAUGAACCAGAUCUCAGGAAUUAAUGUCACCAGCUACUACAUGAGCUACAUCUUCAUCAACUCGCUGGGCAUAUCUGAGCUGUUGUCAAGAAUAUUGGCUGCUGCUGGGUCUCUUGAUUAUCUUCUGUUCGCUUGUCUGGCGUACUUUGUGAUCGAACGCUACGGAAGGCGCAAGGUCAUGAUGGUUUCGGCUGCGGCUUGCUCAAUAUGCUGGAUUGUCAUUGCAGCAGCUCAAGGUCAAACCGAAGCCGGCGGAGACUUUUACAAGUUUGGCAUAGUGGCGGUCUCAUUCUUCUUCGUCUUCUUUGCGAGCUUCGGCAUGGGUGUUCUUGGUGUACCAUGGCUGUACCCUACUGAAAUUAACGCCCUCGAGAUGCGAACGAAAGGUGCAUCAUUGGCAAUGAGCACGAACUGGAUCUGCAACUACGUCGUUGUUCAAGCCACAUUGCCAGGAAUACAGAACUUGAAAUACAAGUUCUGGAUCAUUUGGGCUGUGAUCUGUUUCGCCUUCAUUCCGAUCACCUACUUCCUAUACCCAGAAACUGCGAACAGAACACUUGAAGAUAUCGAUCGUUUCUUCGAGACUCAGCCUGGCAUCUUAAUCCACAAGAAUACGCUGGCAGUACAAUUGCAUCGACCAGCUGAGUUCAUCGAAGCGGACGCACGUAUCGCAAGAGGUGAAGUAGGCGAUAUGGGUGAAAAGAAACGGCGCAGCGUCAGUACUGAACGUGUGCAGACCAAAGAAGCUGUAUAA